Messenger RNA from Salvelinus sp. IW2-2015, 1839 nucleotides. RefSeq names its product ubiquitin domain-containing protein 1-like. Gene Ontology annotation, molecular function: protein binding. The record is from RefSeq and is a predicted model, not a curated record. Lineage: Eukaryota; Metazoa; Chordata; Actinopteri; Salmoniformes; Salmonidae. Bases 151 to 927 code for a protein of 258 amino acids. The transcript has 5 exons.
UUCACACGGGUCAGGUUUGGCACAGCGGCUGUGAGAAUAGGCACCUGUUGGCGCAAAGGUGACAUGACAAACACAGCGCAAAGCUGCUGACUCCUCUCACGUAUCGCUGCAGCUGAAUCCAGAACUAACUUUGGAGUUUAAGUUAUUUGGAUGUGGCAAGCCAACUGCAGACGAAUGCUGAGUUUAACGAACUGGAUAUCUGAGACAGUCAUGGGCGGGUGUGUAGGGAGGGAUCAGCUGGACGGACCAGGGCCUGCCAGGAACUCUACAUGGAGCAAAAAACGAGGAGGACGCAAUGAGCCCCUGAAGAAGGAGUGCCCUAAAUGGAAGAGUGAGUACCCUAUGACUGAGGGCCAGCUGAGGAGUAAGAGGGAUGAGUUUUGGGACACGGCUCCAGCCUUUGACGGCAGGAAGGAGAUUUGGGACGCGCUCCGAGCGGCAGCAGUGGCUGCAGAGGUGAACGACCUGGAACUGGCUCAGGCCAUAGUGGACGGAGCCUGCAUCACACUACCACACGGUAUGCUGACAGAGAGUUAUGAUGAGCUGGGGAACRGCUACCAACUUCCUGCCUACACUCUAGCCCCUCCCACCAACCUCAUCACUGAAUGCACCAAUGAGAGCCAAGCUCCCAAUCUAAAGGAGCAGAAAAAGCCUCCCCCUCCUCCUAAAGAGGAGUUCCAGCUACGAGUACGUCUCUCGUGCGGUAAGGACCUACGUAUAAGCGCCUCCAUGUCAGACUCCAUUUCCCAGCUGAAGACAGCCCUGGAGGGGCAGGAGGACAUUGAAGCGGCCCACCAACGCUGGUUCUUUGCAGGGAAACUGCUAACAGAUAAGACCCGGCUCCAGGACACUAAGAUACAAAAAGACUUUGUGGUCCAGGUCAUCGUGAACAACUACUCACCCGUAACCAAACUCAUACCAAACUGAGAGAAAGAGAGAGAGGUGGCGCAAGGCCUUGUUUCACUCCUCUGGAAGUUAAGCACACCAGGGUUGUGUUCAUUAGCGCACACUGUAGGGAAACGUUUUGCAACAGAAAACAAACAUGUUUUUAUUGUACAUGUUCAGAUAGUUCCUCCAAGUUUCGGACCACUUUCUUACAUUUCAUGUCUAGUGGACACGACCCUGGACUGUUGGUUACUGCAAAGGAAUUUGGGGUAUAAUAUUUGAUAAUUAGUUUACGUUUGCUUUUGUAUUUCCUAUCCUCUUUUUGUAUUUCCCAAUAUUUUCCAAAUAAUCCCACAUUGUUAAUUUGUGUAUUUUCACUCCGUAUGUGUAGCCUGGCAAAGAACUGACAAACUYUAGACUGAACUGGAAAAGAAUCAUGGCAUGAGGAGAAUUUACUACAGUACCUGUCUGUCUACAGAUUAUCCACUACCAUUACACCUCUGUCCCCGACAGUAUAUCAAUUAUUUUCCUUGUGAGUAUGUCCUUGUGUUCAUCUGGAACUUUGAACUAUGAAUAGGGUUGGACAGUGGAAAGUAUCCUGCCUGACGAUACAAAUAUUCUAUUGGAUCUCUAUUUAUACUGAAAGCCAUUCUAUUUGUAUUAUUUCUAUUGUCUGAUUGUUACAUAAUGGUAAAGAAGAAUAUUGACAGAUUUAUGAAAUUAUGUUUACAUACUGUUUCAAUGCUUGUUUAAUUGUGAAUAUUUAUAUAUUUAAUAAGCAGAAAUGUAUUUUUAAGUGAAAAUGUUCAUGAAAAGUCAACAAUGUGAUGAACAAGUGAAAAUACUGGUUUAUAAGGUGGAAAUAGCUGAUUUGAUUUUCUCUAUUUUUCCAACCAGGUAUGGAUAACAUGCUGUAGUUUUGUAUGCUCCAAAGUGCACUAAAAGUGGAUGAAU